AUGUCGUCUGCCACGGUUCAUACCACUCCUGUACCUUCGGUCUCGUCGGCGGACAAGUCGAAGCCCAUCUUCCCGCUCAUGAUUGCCAACGACGGCUUUUCGGAGGUCGGAGAGGAGAAGGAGGCCUCUGCCACCUGCUUCUGCGGCAACGUGCAACUGUCCUUCCCGACGGUUGGACCUGGCUUCCGCGGUGGCUUUCUGUGCCAUUGCACCGACUGCCGCACCGUAACCGCGUCGAUGUUCGCCACCAACUUCACCGUCGCCCUCUCGCACAUCAAGUACAUCCGCGGACAGUCCAGCCUCAAGGAGUACGGUCAGGCCACCACGAUUGCUUCGGGAAACAGGAUGACCAACUCGUUCUGCUCCAACUGCGGCACGCUCAUGAUGCGUGUCUCCAGUGGCUCGCCUCACCUGGCCUUCUUGAGGGUGGGUACCGUGGACGACUUCGCGCUUCACGAGACCAGGCUCAAGCCCAAGAUCGAGCUCUUUGCCAAAGACCGCGUCGGCUGGCUCGCUCCCAUCGAUGGCUGUCAGCAGGCCAGUACGCAGACCAAACUCUGA
Molecule: messenger RNA, 561 nt
Organism: Sporisorium graminicola
Lineage: Eukaryota; Fungi; Basidiomycota; Ustilaginomycetes; Ustilaginales; Ustilaginaceae
Exons: 2
Coding region: 1-561 (186 amino acids)
Molecular function (GO): carbon-sulfur lyase activity
Source: RefSeq, a predicted model, not a curated record